Fusarium sp. VM40 is the source of this 1512-nucleotide messenger RNA. The record is from the annotation of a GenBank genome assembly. NCBI's taxonomy places the organism in Eukaryota, Fungi, Ascomycota, Sordariomycetes, Hypocreales, Nectriaceae.
AUGGAGAAGCCUCAGAAGAUCGUUGUUGUUGGUGCUGGUCCUGUGGGUUCGCUGGCGGCUUUGUAUGCUGCUCAGAGGGGACAUGAGGUUGAGGUUUAUGAGUUGCGGCCUGACCUCCGGGAUCCUAGCACUAUCCCGCUCAACUUCACAAAAUCUAUCAACCUAGCCAUCUCAGAGCGUGGAAUCAAUGCUAUGCGCCAUGCUGGCCAGCCGGGUCUACUCGAUCAUGUCAUGUCGAAUACAAUUCCCAUGACAGGGCGCAUGAUUCACGGCAGAGGCCCGACCGGAUCUCUGUUUGAGCAGUCGCAAGACUACGAUGUCAACGGACGGGCAAUUCACGCCAUUGAUCGGGCAGGCCUGAACAAGAGGUUGCUGGAUAUCCUGGAUAAUAUGCCUAACGUCAAGUUAUUUUUCAAUCACAAGCUUACAGGCGCAGACUAUCGCACUUGUCAGGCUUGGUUUGAGGUUACUGAUGGGAAAUCGUCAGAGGAGUCUCGUCCGCGAGAAAUUGGCAUUUCCUUUGACCUAAUGAUCGGUGCUGAUGGUGCCCAUUCUGCCGUUCGCUAUCAUCUCAUGAAGUUCACCCGCAUGAACUACCAACAAGAGUACAUCGACACUCUGUGGUGCGAGUUCCAGCUCAAGCCUAAGCAGAAGGACAACACAGCCGACCCAAUGGCCAAGUUUCGGAUAUCGCCUAAUCACUUGCAUAUUUGGCCUGGCAAGGAUUUCAUGUUCAUUGCUAUUCCCAGUGAUGACGGCUCAUUCACAUGCACGCUCUUUAUGCCAAGCAAGGAUUUCUCGGACCUCGAGAACAACCCAGCCAACGUGCCAUCCUUUUUCGACAGUCACUUUCCCGGCGUAACAGACCUAAUACCAGGCGAUGAGCUGGUUGAGUCGUUCAACACAAAUCCCCACCUACCACUCAUCAGUCUCAAGUGCAAGCCGUAUCAUCAUGCCUCUUCGUGUGUUAUCGUCGGUGAUGCGGCCCAUGCCAUGGUGCCUUUUUACGGCCAAGGCAUGAAUGCUGGGAUGGAAGACGUACGAAUUCUCUUUUCAAUCUUGGACAAACAUGCUCACAUCGACGAAUCCAAUGAUCCUGCCAACGAGUCCUUAUCUGCAUCAGGGCCAGCCUUUCAACGCUCACUUGCGUUGGCAGAGUACUCAGCAGUUCGUCCAGCUGAUGCACAUGCGAUCAAUGACCUCGCUCUGCAAAACUAUGUCGAGAUGCGGUCGUCUGUCUUGUCAAAACGCUAUAGGCUACGAAAGUACCUCGAAGAAACACUGAGCGUGUACUUCCCUCGCCUGGGCUGGCAAACAAAAUACUCGCGUGUCAGUUUUAGCAACGAGGGAUAUUUCGAUGUCAUCAAUAGGAGUGACGCUCAAGGCAAGAUAUUAGUGAGAGGCUUCUUGGCUUUGAUGGUCAGCCCAUUCCUCGUCUCGACGGCUAUAUUUACUUACAAGUACCGGCGUUCAAUCUCUGGCAUGAUAAAUGCGAUUCGACAGCUACCUUGA